Labrus mixtus (cuckoo wrasse) is the source of this 2626-nucleotide messenger RNA. RefSeq names its product small nuclear RNA activating complex, polypeptide 2 (gene snapc2). Gene Ontology annotation, molecular function: RNA polymerase II general transcription initiation factor activity. Gene Ontology annotation, biological process: snRNA transcription. NCBI's taxonomy places the organism in Eukaryota, Metazoa, Chordata, Actinopteri, Labriformes, Labridae. Bases 194 to 1666 code for a protein of 490 amino acids. Gene Ontology annotation, cellular component: nuclear body. The record is from RefSeq and is a predicted model, not a curated record. The transcript is spliced from 6 exons.
GAAGUAGUAUAGUUGUUGAUCCAGCGGAGGGUUGUGUUUUGGCAGUUUUGUCUCUGCUGUGAAAUCUCCGGUUUUAAACCAAGUAAAACGUUAAAUUAAAAAUAUUUAAAACGGAGAGAGUUACCGAAAGAGCGCGUGAUGUUAAUCUCUUAGUCCGGUUCUUCCGGGUUGGUUUCGUCCGUUUGGUCCCAGAAUGAAGCCCCCUCCUCGGAAACGCUCCAAACCGGAGCGGAGCGCCCCCCCUGCGCCCGUGAAGUGGCAGAGACCGGAGCACAUGAAGCUCCUGAGCGGGCUGAAGAGGCAGUCCAGAACCACCAUGGGGGCCGGAGACCUGGACCCCAGAGACCUGAAGAAGUCCGUCAAGACCCGGUCUGUUCAGGAGAUCCAGUCUGAGGUGGACUCUCUGAAGGACAAAGUGAUCUCGUCCGCCAGUUUUGAGUUUGAGAGGAGGAGACGGCAGGAGAGGAAGGUCAAAAAGCCCAUCGAGCUGUGGACUGACAUGGCGUCUUCUGUGACGGGGAGCCUCGAAGAGACCAUCAACACGGCCUUUGCUCAGAUGUUGGUCGUCUCGUCCACUGAGCCGCGGACUCUGAGGAACUGUGACCCCCCUAGCAUCCAGAGACAGACCUCCGAUCAGAGCAGACCCGUGGGACGCACCGUUCCCCCCAGACCCAUCUUCAGACGAACACCUUUAGCAGGUGUGUGUCCCCCUGCCCCCCCUCUCCUGGUCCUGAAGACCCCAGCCCCCACCAUGGGCCCCGCAAGGAGACUCCCAGCUCCCUCAAAAGUGUUUCUAGUCCCUCUACUCCAGGGAGAGCCAUCUACAAAAACUGGAGCCUCUGCUGCCCCCUCCUGUCAGACAGCCGCUACUGCAUCCCCCCAGCCUGCCUCAAAAACCCCCGUUACCCUGGUUACCGCACCUGUCACACCCAGUUCUGACUCUGCAGCCGGGGGAACGAUUACUCAGAAACCCUCAGAGCAACACAUCUCCAGUCCCCCCUCCUCUGCCCCCAGUCCUGCUGCCUCACCCUCUAUCAGCUCCCUCAUUUCAGCACCGGCUACCAAGCCCACGCCCCCCCCUCCCUCCAGCCCAGCAGCCGCCCUCCCUGCCGGGUUAGGUCGAAGCUGCAGGUUGAAGGAGGACAGUCCCAGGAUUAUUGGGGUGAAAUGUGUGGUGGACUUUGAGCGGAUCUACAGAUACCUGAGUGUGAUCCUGAAGCCCGACGAGGAGUGUCACCUGACCCCCAUGGAGGGCGCUAUCAUGCUGGAUCUGCUGAUGUCUCUGCCCGAGGAGCUUCCACAGCUCGACUGCAAAGAGCUGCAGAAACACCUGAAACAGGUGUAUCAGAGCCUCUCCUCCCCCGCUGACUCCAGGACGGCCAGAGACGUGCUCAAAGACCUGCAGGGCCAACUCAGUACUCCGACCGAGUCUCCAGCUGCUCCAGAGAGGGACGAACCCGACACUCAGCAGAACCUCACUGAUGCACAGAGCGAGGGGGUCGCACCGCAGCCACAGGACGCUGAGAGCCAAUCAUCUGAGAGCAGCAACGCCACAUCACAGCAGGACGCGGACGUUACCGGGGUCUGCCCCCCUCUCAACCCUUUCAUGGUGCCUGUGAAACUUUUAAAGUGCAGAAAAGUUCCACUUCAAACUGCGUCAACGUGAAAGUUUCUUUAUUUACGUUUAUUGAUAAAACAUUUCUGAUCAGAACAGAAGAACCAGACAUUGGUCAGAUUCAUCCUGGUCUUCUUUACUGAUUUUACUUAAAGGUCACAUAUCCUCCUCCUCUUCAGUUUAAAUAAGUCUCAGAGCUCCUCAAAACAUGUGAAGUUUCUUGUUCUAAAUCCACUCUGAUCCUGUAUUUGAUCAUGUCUAUAAACCCCUCUAUUUCAGCCCUGCUCAGAACAGGCUGUUUCUGUGUCUGUACCUUUAAAUAUGUAAAUGAGCUGUGUCUGACCACGCCCCCUCUCUGGAAGGGCUUGGGUGACUCUCUUUCUCACUCCAUGUCCUAUUGUUUACUGUGAGAAGGCAGACUCAGAGGGCAGAACGAACACCUAGCUGUGGGAGUGUCACCCACCUGGGGGAGGAGUUACUGCCCUUUGUGAUGUCAUGAAGGGAAAAUCUCCAAACGGCCUGUUUCAGCACACAUCUUCUGAAAAGUGGAGCAGGCAAAAGACGGAGAGGAUGGACUUUUCUCAUCAUUGGGGGGUUUGUAGACAGACUAGAGACAAAUGUUAGUGUUAGAGGAACAUGGUGAAGAGGAUGUUAUAACGUGACCUUUAAAACUGAAACGGUGAAGCUGCUGAGUAAUCAGGAUGUGUAAAAAUGUUUCUGCAGGUUUAUUGAACUUUGGUUUCUAUAAAUUAAUUUAUUUCUGUUCCACGUCUGUAAAGUUGAACCCCAGAUCACUCUGAUGUUGUGUUGUUUUUGGAGGUUGCUGGACGGCUCAAACCAGAGGAUUAAAAGUUUGGUCGGAUUGGUCGUCUCAUUUACUGAAUGUGUUUAUCAGAGAGUUCCUCGUUUCUGUCAGGUUAUUUUUCUGUCACUUUCAGUCGGCUCGUUCUUUCAGAUGAAACUGAACUGAGAAGGUUGAGUCGUCUUCAUUAAAGAAAAUGUAAAAGACGA